Molecule: messenger RNA, 2559 nt
Organism: Closterium sp. NIES-65
Lineage: Eukaryota; Viridiplantae; Streptophyta; Zygnematophyceae; Desmidiales; Closteriaceae
Source: the annotation of a GenBank genome assembly
AUGGUCCGCAAACCUGGAGUUCGGCGGAUUGUGGAAGCGACGGUGGAGAGAUGUGUUGUCACUGAUGGUAGCCGCUUCGAACUGCUUCUUUCGCGGCUAGCGGCUGGGCUCCGGGCGUUCGCCAGAGAAGACGGCAAGCGGGUGAAAGCGACGGUGACUCAUCUGGCGGUUGAGGUGGCGGAACUCCGUCAGGCCAUGAUGCGAGAUCCAUCCUGCAAAUCAACGUGCGAGCGGUUAGCUGUACACGAGGCGCAACUGCGCGAGUACCAAGCGUCGAGAAAGGACAAGCUGUUCCUGAUGUCGGGUCUGCGGAUGGAGCUCCGGGGGGAGGUGGCGUCAAAGCACUUGACGGCGCUGGUGCAGGCCAAGAAAGCGUGCACUCAGAUUGCAGUGUUGCAGACGGCGUCAGGGGUUGUCUCGGACUCCCAAGGCAUUCUUCGUGCAGCAUCGGAGUUCUUCGCGGAAAUCUUUGGGCGGGACCGGGGUCAGCUGGAAGAUGACUGGCGCCCUGCGUCGGAUAAAAAGCUGAGAAGCUGGGAAGCAGAAGAACUGGCGGCGGAUUGGACGGAAGAAGAAGUCAAGAAAGCCUUCGGUGCGAUGGCGGCGAACAAGUCGCCUGGGAAGGAUGGCCUGCCAAAGGAGCUGUUUGAAGCACACUGGGAUUUGUUGGGUAAAGGCUUCAUGGCCUUAGCAAAGGACUUCGCAUCAACAGCGGUCCUCUCGACGGAGGUGAAGGAAGCGGUGACGAUACUUUUGCACAAAAAGGGGGACAAAGAUCAGCUCAACAAUUACCGCCCCAUCACUCUCCUCAAUUUUACUUACAAGGUGCUGGCAAGAGUAGUGGCUGACAGGAUGAAGAAAUUUCUGUGUCGGGUGCUCUCACCGGAGCAGUACAGCUUUCUCCCGGGGCGGCGGCUGACGGAUGCAGUGAGGCUUGUGGCUGAUAUCAUUGACGCGGCGCGUAAUGGCAAUGAGGAUUGGUUUCUCCUCUUGGUUGACUUCAAGAAGGCGUUUGACUCUGUCUCCCGUGGCUACCUCUUCCGAACGCUUCGGGUGAUGGGCUUCCCUGAACGGUUGGUGCGGUGGGUAGAAGGCCUGCAUGCGGGAACGCAGACACGUCUGUUAGUCAACGGCUGGAUGGGAGACGGUGUGGAGGUGAUUUCGGGGGUCCGGCAGGGUUGUCCCAUGGCUCCGUACCUUUUUCUGUAUGCGGUUGAGCCUUUGGCGCAGCUGGUCUUGAAGCGAAAAUUGGGCAUCUGCAAGGGGAGCGAGCGGUUGGCGUAUAUCGGCUACGCGGAUGAUACCACUUUGGUCCUGGAGGGGAAGCAGCAGAUCACCAGGGCUGAGCAAGUGUUAGCAAAAUUUGAGUUGACCUCGGGACUCGCGACCAACAGGGACAAGUCGGUUAUCUUACCGUUGGGGAAUAACCUCGGCAGAGUGGCUGGUCGGGCGAAUGGAUUCCGUUGGGCAAAGGCGGAUGAAGCGGAGAAGCUGCUGGGGGUUUGGGUCACUCCCUCGGGAAACUGCCUGCCAACAUGGGAAAAAACUGCAGAAGCAAUGACAGGGAAGAUUAUCCAGUGGCAACAUAAAUUUCUUCCAACCGUGGCAAGGACGGCGGUGGUUAACUGCUACAUGAUGCCCAAGGCAGCGUUUCAAGCACAAGUCUACCCGCCUCCAGCGAAGCUGUGGGGCAUUGUCUCAAAGACUCUCUACAACUUUGUCUCUGGAAAUAAGGCAACGCCAGACACGGUAUUUCGGCUCUGGAGCAAUGAUCUGCUUCACACUCCAAGGAGGCUGGGGGGUGUGGGCCUGCACGACCCGGAGAUGAUCUUGGCGUGUCUCACGGCUCGUCGCGUGGGUUUAUUGGUGCUGGAGACGAACGCGCUGAAACGGCACCUCAUGACGCGGGCGGCGGGUUUGCCCAUGGGGGUCGAAACCUUUUUUGCUCAUGAGAAGCUGCUUCGUCACUGGGAGGGGAAAAGUCCCCGCUGGAAGGUGGCGGUCGAGAACUUUAUGAAAACGCCGCUAGGUAACCUACCGGAAGCAAACACUCGUGACGCGGUGGGAAAGGAGCGCGUCGUCUUCAACAAGCGUAUUUUGCUGAAAGGAACAACGCCGAUUGGCGGGCAAAAGGAGGCGGCGCUGCUGUGGGAGCUACGGUUGGGUGUUCUGCUAACAGUCGGCGAGUCUGGGGCUCCUGCACUCAAACCCUUGGCUGUACUAGAGAGGGAGCUGGGAGGGAAAGCCUCCGCUAGGCUAGCGCUGAAAGCCUUCGAUGCUGCCCCCCGGAGAUGGAGGGAGUUGCUGCUCUCUGCGCCCGCUCAGGACUCUCGGGGGGGUGCUUCAGAUGAGGUUUGGAAUUUCCGUCAUCCUGUGGGGCGCAACCUUUCCGAUUUCCCCAUCUUCGAGGGCGGGGGAGUUGCACCUAUGAAGCUGUUGAAGUUGCUUUGGCGGGAGGGGCAGAAGCCAUCGGCGAAGCAGACACUAUGGAACGAUAGGUUGGGGAGCGGGUGGCGUUUUUUAGCAGCAAACCGGUCUGCCCUUAUUGCGGCGGGGUAG